Molecule: messenger RNA, 393 nt
Organism: Gastrolobium bilobum
Lineage: Eukaryota; Viridiplantae; Streptophyta; Magnoliopsida; Fabales; Fabaceae
Exons: 1
Coding region: 1-393 (130 amino acids)
Source: RefSeq, a predicted model, not a curated record
AUGACGAUCACCUUACAAGAUGUGGCAGGCAUCUUGGGCUUGCCGACCGACGGUACUGUCGUCAUCGGAUCGACCUCUGAGGAUUGGCACGCUGCUUGUGCUGGUGUUUUUGGACAUGUUCCAGAGGCCGGUGAGUUCCAUCAUUCUGGCGACCUCUGCAUCUCAUUCUUGGAUCGACAUUAUACCCGGUGGACUGAUCAUGAAGGGAAUCAUGCUGCCGAGAUCUACUUCACAAAAGCUCACAUUGCGCGGAUGUUGGGGACUUGGUUGCUGGCGGACAAGUCUGGAGGUAGCAAUUUUGGUUGUCGGCUUGUCCCGUUGCUAGGUGGAGGAUUUGAGGACAUUGGCCGAUUCAGCUGGGGAUCUGCAGUUUUGACACACUUGUUUGUGUGA